Clarias gariepinus (North African catfish) is the source of this 2379-nucleotide messenger RNA. It is a transcript of the gene gja4, whose product is annotated as gap junction protein alpha 4. The record is from RefSeq and is a predicted model, not a curated record. Gene Ontology annotation, cellular component: connexin complex. Gene Ontology annotation, biological process: cell communication. Lineage: Eukaryota; Metazoa; Chordata; Actinopteri; Siluriformes; Clariidae.
CUCCUAGACAUCAUUACAAGUUCUGCUUCAGCUCUAAACAGACAUACGAGAACUACAGGAUCAUUAGAAGACCAGGGAAAAAAACCGACAGGUAGAGAGACAGACUCAGAGGAUGUCCAGAGGUGAAUGGGGUUUUCUUGAAAACCUGCUAGAGGAAAGUCAGGAGUACUCAACUGGUGUUGGGCGCGUGUGGCUCACUGUCCUUUUUCUCUUCCGUAUCCUCGUCUUGUGUACCGCAGCCGAGUCCGCAUGGGAUGACGAGCAGGCUGAUUUUAUCUGCAAUACCAAACAGCCCGGCUGUGAGUCUGUGUGCUACGACAAGGCCUUUCCUGUCUCCCAUUUCCGCUACUUUAUUCUGCAGGUUGUCUUUGUCUCCACGCCCACCAUUUUUUAUUUUGCCUAUGUGGCCCUGAAGAGACACAAGGAGCCAGAACAGGAAACAGUGGUGCAGCAUGGGAGACAUCAGGAUAGAAAAGCCAACGAAUGCAAGCUAGAGGUGAUUCAGGAAGAAAAUGAAGACAAGAAAGAGUCGCUUAAUGAAAAGGAAACGCCCAAGCUCAAGGGAAAACUACUGGGUGCAUACACUGUCAGCAUAAUCCUGAAGGUCCUAAUUGAGGUUGGGUUUAUAGUAGGUUUGUGGUUCCUGUAUGGAUUUGUAAUUCCAGCAAGGUAUGAAUGCACGAGGAGUCCAUGCCCCCACACCGUGGACUGUUUUGUCUCUCGGCCCACUGAGAAGACCAUUUUCACAAUAUACAUCCAGGUCAUCGCUUCAAUCUCUGUGAUCCUCAAUGUUGUUGAGCUUUUCCAUCUUCUUCAACUGUCCAUCACACAUUACCUGGAGAAGAAGUAUCGAUAUCAGCAGCUAAGGGCUCUUCGUGUAAUCGAGAAAAAUCCAACAAAACUGGAGUUCCAGGUCCGAGCUUUCCAAGAAAAAGGCAAUCUAUAUCUUCCAGGAGGAAAUAACAGCUAUGCGCAGCCAGACAUGGACUGGAAUGAGAGUAACCCGCAUUCAAUGGAGGAUGUGCUUCCGACAUACUUAAACUGUAUUGGUGGCGCCACACAGAGAUGUCACUACAAAAAGGAUGCUCGUACCAAUCAAAAAACUGAUCGGAAAGAGAAAGUUUCCAGUGAUAAGCAUUAUGUUUGAGCUUAAACAACGAGUGCAAUGGUCCAGUGUGGGAAAAUAAGAGAGUGGAAGAAAGAACUUUUUGCUCACAUUGUCGUGAGACAACUGCAAUUUCCUCCAUUUCCUGUUUGGAUGAUCAGCGGAAUGUAGCGCGCUGUAGACUCAACUCACUUUUACGACACGAUUUAAGAUAAAGGGACAAUACUCAUUGAACUGUAGCAUAAGACAUAGAAGGGUUUCUGAGAACCUUAUGGAGAAGUUUGAAUAUGCAGUACAAAACAAAGAUAAUUUAAUGUGUUUAAACAGUGUAAAAGGUACAGGAAAAAAAAGAAAAAAAAUCAUAAUUUAAAGAAUAGCAGUGAUUGUAGAGUGACUAUAGAGCUUAGUUUUAACUUUAAUGUGGCCUGAUUGGCCACAUAUUAUCUAAUAAAUAGUUAUUUAUUCAAAUUUUAAAGUGGUAUAACCACAAAGUCAUUGUAAAAUGUAACUUGAAAACUUAAGUCCAUCUGUUUCCAUGCUGUUAGCACUGUUUCCUUGUACUUCCAGGGGGUAUGUUCGAUUCCCUCCUCAGAUCUGUGUGCAUGGAGAUUACCUGUUCUUCCCCAAGCUUGGUGGGUUUCCCCCCAGGUACUCCAGUUUUCUCCCAUAGUGUUGACAGAUUUGGCUAAUUGGCAUUCCUAAAAUUGGCAGUAACGUGUGAAUGAGCAUAUGAAUAAAAUUGUAUGUAUGUAUGUAUGUAUGUAUGUACAAUAUGUAUGUACAGUAUGUAUGUAUGUAUGUAUAUGUGUGAAUGAGGUGCAAAUUCAUUCGAUGGAUGCAACAAUAAGAAUUGUCUACACAAAGAAAUUUCAUACUGUGAUAUUACGGACAUUUCAAAAUUCAAACUACAAUAUAUACACAAUUUGGAACUAUUUGCUAAAAUUGCCUAGGCACCUACUUUACCAGCUAGCAUGAUUUAUGUUCACUUUUCUCAUUCUGCUCUUCUGUUCCUUCUUUAAUUUUUUCCAAGCAGUAGUGCAGGGGAGCCUUUCCUUAAAUAAGUGCCUUUUUCAAAGCAGUAAAUAGCAUUUCAAAUCAAUGCAGGCUUUAGGUUGAGAUGAAUAGGUCUGAAAAGUCUCUUACUGAUUUUACCAAGUCUCUCAGGCAGCCCUUACCAUGUACAGCUAUUCACACUGAUAACAAAAGAAGUAAAAAAAAUUUACAUGCACUUAACAAAUCAAUUAUGUAACAGUGAAAUACAUAUGUGAAUUUAA